AUGACAGAGGACAGUCUCGAUGCUCUGAUCGCCGAGCUCGAGGAUGAAGAUGGGAAGAGCCUGACCCGGAACCUGACAACAGGUCUCACAGACUUUGAGGUCAUUGCCAUGCGAAGGAAGUAUGGCUGGAACCGUCUAAACGAGCAGAAAAGGAGCAAUAUCGUCAAGUUUUUGAAGCUUUUUGUCGGAUCUGUGCAGUUUGUCAUGGAGAUUGCGGCCCUCUUGGCCGCUGGCCUCCAAGACUGGAUUGAUUUUGGUGUCAUUUGUGCUCUUCUUUUCCUCAACGCCAUCGUCGGAUUCGCCCAGGAAUAUCACGCAGGUAAUAUUGUCGACAGUCUCAAAGAGAACCUUGCACUCAAGGCCACUGUCAUUCGCAAUGGGGAAAUGAUUGAGGUGCCUGCACAAGAUGUCGUGCCAGGAGAUGUGGUUCAUGUGGAUGGUGGCACGAUCGUACCAGCCGAUGGAACAAUCGUUUCCAAUGACACGCAUUUACAGGUCGACCAGUCCUCAAUAACCGGCGAGUCUCUGGCAGUGGACAAACACCAGGGCGACCGCUGCUUCUCUUCAUCUGCUAUCAAGCGUGGUAGCGGCCUUCUCAUUGUGACCCAUACUGGUGAUCGAACGUUUGUCGGAGCAGCAGCAGAACUAGUCAACAAGGCUGACAAUGGAACUGGCCACUUCACCAAAGUCCUCGACCAAAUUGGCAGGAUCCUUCUCACGCUGGUUGUUAUUACUCUCCUUGUCGUCUGGAUCGCUUCAUUCUAUCGAUCCGACUCUAUCGUGGAGAUUCUGGAAUACACACUAGCCAUCACAGUUGUCGGGGUGCCUGUUGGCUUACCCGCAGUCGUCACUACAACCAUGGCGGUGGGUGCUUCGUAUUUGGCCAAGAGUUCUGCCAUUGUCCAGAAGCUUUCGGCCAUCGAAUCCCUGGCUGGAGUAGAAGUCCUCUGUUCCGACAAGACCGGGACUCUUACUCGAAACAAGCUCGCAUUGGGUGAGCCUUACACAACUCCAGGGAUUGAUCGAGAGGCUCUUAUGCUUACAGCCUGCCUGGCUGCCACUCGCAAGAAGAAAGGAAUUGAUGCUAUCGACAGAGUCUUCAUCAAAGGGUUGCGAGGAUACCCGAAGGCCAAGAGUCAGAUCGAGUCCUUCAGAACCAUCGAGUUCUAUCCGUUUGAUCCGGUUUCAAAAAAGGUCACAGCUGUGGUGGAAUCCUCCCAAGGCGAACAGAUCAUAUGUGUGAAAGGGGCUCCUAUUCCAGUCUUGAACACUGUCAAAGACGACCAGCCUGUUCCUGUGGAAAUCGAGAAUGCCUAUGUGGCCAGAGUCACGGAAUUUGCCAGUCGUGGAUUCCGGGCUCUUGGAACUAUCGUCGAAGCUCAGCGCCUGGGGCUUCGCAUCAAGAUGCUGACUGGAGAUGCAGUGGGAAUUGCGCGCGAGACAGCCCGCCAACUUGGUCUUGGCACUAAUAUCUAUAACGCAGAAAAGCUUGGAGUCACCGGCGCAGGCGAUAUGCCCGGCUCGGAAGUCAACGACUUUGUUGAGGCAGCUGAUGGCUUCGCCGAAGUCUUUCCUCAGCACAAGUAUAGCGUCGUGGAAAUUCUCCAGAAGCGAGGCCUUCUGGUAGCUAUGACUGGAGACGGUGUCAAUGAUGCCCCAUCGCUCAAAAAGGCUGACACAGGCAUCGCAGUCGAGGGUGCCUCGGAUGCUGCUCGCUCGGCUGCCGACAUUGUCUUCCUUGCGCCCGGUCUAUCAGCAAUCAUCACCGCCAUCAAGGUCUCCCGCCAGAUCUUUCAUCGAAUGUAUGCAUAUGUCAUCUACCGAAUCGCCCUGUCGUUACAUCUGGAGAUCUUCUUCGGACUGUGGAUUGCUACCAUGAAUGAAGGCCUCGAUCUUCGCCUGGUUGUGCUUCUGGCCAUCUUUGCCGAUAUUGCAACCCUGGCAAUUGCCUACGACAAUGCGCCGUAUUCAGAGUCGCCGGUCAAGUGGAACUUACCCCGACUAUGGGGUAUCGCAGUUGUCAUGGGUAUGAUCUUGGCAGCCGGUUCCUGGAUUGCAUUCGGCACCAUGCUGUUGCGUGGCGAGGAAGGAGGCUUGGUGCAAAACUUCGGAGCUCGCGACUCGGUCCUCUUCCUGGAGAUUGCCCUCACGCAGAAUUGGCUAAUUUUUAUCACUCGAGGAGUCAAGACUCCCUUUUGGAAGCAUCUUCCAUCCUUGCAACUCUUCUUAGCCGUUCUGGUGGUGGACAUUGCAGCGACUUUGAUGGUCGUCUUCGGUGUGUUUGUCGACAAAAACACCUCUAUUGUGACAAUUAUCCGCGUGUGGGGCUUUUCUCUGGGCGUGGAAGUUAUCUGCUUUGUUGUAUACAACUUUUUGCAGAGCUCGGAAGCAUUUGACAAUAUCAUGCAUGGUCGGAGCCCACGCGGUAAAGGCAGGGAGCGAGCGUUUGAGGACUUUGCAAUCAAUAUGCAGCGACUGGCGAGCCAGCACGAGAAGACCACUUGA
Penicillium maclennaniae is the source of this 2505-nucleotide messenger RNA. Its product is annotated as plasma-membrane proton-efflux P-type ATPase. Bases 1 to 2505 code for a protein of 834 amino acids. Gene Ontology annotation, biological process: proton export across plasma membrane; regulation of intracellular pH. The record is from RefSeq and is a predicted model, not a curated record. Gene Ontology annotation, molecular function: P-type proton-exporting transporter activity; ATP hydrolysis activity; ATP binding. Lineage: Eukaryota; Fungi; Ascomycota; Eurotiomycetes; Eurotiales; Aspergillaceae. The transcript has 6 exons. Gene Ontology annotation, cellular component: plasma membrane.